GGCGGACCCUCGUGACGUCAUCGAGCGGCCCGGAAGCGCCAACACGUGUGGGUCUUUCCCUCCUCCCUGCUCCUGGUCUUGGUGUCACUGAUCAUGGGUCGCUCCCGCAGGACCGGCGCGCACCGAGCACAUUCCUUAGCCCGCCAGAUGAAGGCCAAGAAGCGGCGGCCGGAUCUGGAUGAGAUUCACCGCGAGCUGCGGCCGCAGGGACUCCCGCGGCCCAAGCCAGAGCUGGACGCCGAGCCCGACCCGGACCUGCCAGGGGGCGGCCUGCAUCGCUGUCUGGCCUGCGCGAGGUACUUCAUCGAUUCCGCCAAUCUGAAGACCCACUUCCGAUCCAAAGACCACAAGAAAAGGCUGAAGCAGCUGAGCAUCGAACCCUACAGUCAGGAAGAGGCUGAGAGGGCAGCGGGCAUGGGCUCGUAUGUGCCCCCCCAGCGCCUGGGCGUGCCCACAGAAGUGUCCACUGAGAUCCCUGAAAUGGACACAUCCACCUGAGGGGCCUGAAGAUAUAGGGCAGAGAAACUGCCCAUGGACAGUGGUUCAGUGCUAGUCUGAGAGUGUAUACGUUGGGUUUUGGGGAGAUGAUCUCUUCUGGGUAUUCUGCCCCAAAUAAAGGACCUGGACAAGAGGGUGUA
This is a messenger RNA of Onychomys torridus (southern grasshopper mouse), 638 nucleotides long. RefSeq names its product zinc finger protein 593 (gene Znf593). Bases 94 to 498 code for a protein of 134 amino acids. NCBI's taxonomy places the organism in Eukaryota, Metazoa, Chordata, Mammalia, Rodentia, Cricetidae. The record is from RefSeq and is a predicted model, not a curated record. Gene Ontology annotation, molecular function: zinc ion binding; nucleic acid binding. The transcript is spliced from 3 exons.